Acaulospora colombiana is the source of this 1989-nucleotide messenger RNA. NCBI's taxonomy places the organism in Eukaryota, Fungi, Glomeromycota, Glomeromycetes, Diversisporales, Acaulosporaceae. The record is from the annotation of a GenBank genome assembly.
AUGCCACUAUCACCGAAUUCACCACCGAACUCACCACCGAACUCACCACGACAAAACCCACCACGUCGUCGUAGUUCACUCAUUGGUCAGUGGGACACAACGACGAAAGUCGUUAAUGUUAAGAACAAAUAUUAUUCCACUUCUUCCGACAGAUACACCGCAGUUCAGAAAGCUACCUUUACAAAAUGGGUCAACAUUCAAUUACGCACAAUUCAUGUGGAUGAAGAGACUUCCCAAAAAAUUCCAGAAAUUAAGGCAAUUGAUCGUGAUUUCAGAGACGGAAAAAGAUUAAUUCAAUUGCUUCAUGUCUUAUUCGAGAAUGAUCCGGAAUUACCAAAACCCGAGCGUGGCAGAACGAGACAUCACUAUGUUGCAAAUGUUAACAAAGUCUUGCAAUUUUUACAAACGAGACUUGACGAUUCAGCUUUAGCAGCUUUGCAAGCGAUUGGUCCCGUGGACAUUGUUGACGGCAACGUUAAAUUGACCUUGGGUUUAAUUUGGUUGAUGAUCUCAAAGUUUCGCCAAAUGGUUGGCGUUUUCGAGGCAAUGAAUGAAGGGGCAUUUGGCGCCGAGGCUGAAGCUAAUUCCAGCUCAACCAAAGAUGCAAUGGGAGGAGGUGCGAGUUUACACGAUCACAGUUGGUUGGAUGUUCUUGUUGAGCGGACCGAACUACCAAUUUCACCAGUUAUUGAUUUUUCCGAUGAACCCGGUCAACUUGAGUCACCCAUGGAAUACAGAGAACAUAACCUAUCCCAAGAUGAAUGUCGGCAUGAUCAAGAUUCAUCUCUCAAUUCUUAUCAGGAAGAUCAUGCUCAAGUUUCAUCAAUCGAUUCCCGUAAAGAAUUUGAACAUCAUGAUCAAGAGUCUUCUUAUGAAAUAUCUAUGGAAAAUAAACAAGUCCUGCGAGAAGCUAAUGUUGAAAAUUCAAAUUCGAAAGAAGUUCCCGUAAUUACCCCAACGAAGACGGAUGAUAAAGGAAAAUUAUCAACUCGAACUAAUUCUAGACGCGUCCCUACACCACAAUUAUCGGUCGAUAAACGCCUGUCACUUCCUCCAGGUAGCUUCCUUGGUGUAUCUAACAACAAAAAAGUUCAGGCACCACCAGCCAGAUUUAGGACUCUCAGAUUGGAUCAUUCUACACCUAUGAGCUCUUCUUCGGGUAUACUGUUUUGGAUAAACAUGCAACUUAUCGAAUACUCUGCAAUAUUACCUCCUUCUUCAUACCCUGUAGAAGACUUUACUGGAAUGAAUGAUGGGAUUAUAUUGGCCACAUUAAUUCAUCAUACAAAUAACGAAUGGCUCGAGGAUUAUGAAUUGUUAAUUGGGAAUGAUGAAGAGCGUAAUGGCAAAGAAAAUAUUAAAAAAAGGCUAGCAAGAUGUUUUUCUGUAUUAGAAGAUAAGUUUAAUAUUUCAAGCCCAAAUACGUUGGUAUCAACGUUAAUUGAUGGAGACGGUCAAAAUGUGGAACGUCUUAAGAGGACAGGAUUGGCAUGGAGUGUAUACAUGUCCGAAGUAUUUUUGGCAUUGUCAGAAAAACAUAGGAGAAAGAGCACUUUAAGAGGAACAAAAAGACUGGGGAAACUAGGCGUUAUUAAUGACGUGAAGGUACCUGUCUUACCAGUGGAAGAAGUGAAUCCUGUCAAAAAUGGGCGUAAAAAAUCUCGCGGAUGCUUGCCUAUGUUAUAUUCCACAGGACAGAUAUCGCCCAUGCCACCUUGGUCUCCCAAGGCAUCCUUGCUUUCUGCUAUAUUUGAGUUGCUUAGCGAAUACAAUUAUGACUGCAGCGAUAGUGAAGACGAUAACGGACAAACGCGUGAACGCGAAACGAGAACCAUUCGUGUUGGAAAAAAGAGAUCCGACGGAAGUUGGAACAUUCAAGAUGCAAGUGAAUGGAAGAAAAAGAACGAGUCGUUAAGUGAUAACGAAGAUGUACCUAUUCAACUAUUGACCAACGUGCACCAACCUGCUCUUUACAUGCACUGGAGUUAA